AUGACUAAAAGCCAAAAAGAAAAAUCAUUCAAAGAAUACUUGCAAGAAAUUGAAGACCCAAAAAAUAAUAGUGAAAUAAAUUAUGCUUUACCGGAAAGCCCCACCCCUUUACAAGUAGCCAAGUUUGAAAUUUGUCAAGAAGUUUUAGGUUAUAAACAAGAUAACAAACUAACUCGCGAACAGGUGGCGGAAAAAAUGGAUAUAAGUAAAGCCGAAACCGAAGAUAUUUUAUUUUGUCAUAUUGAGGAAUUUACUUUGGAUAGGUUGGUAAAUUAUGCCAGCAAAUUAUUAGACCCUCUGCAAGUAAAAGUAAUUUUGGAACCAAAAAAAUCUUCUCUCCAUGCCAAAGCCGUUUAA
This is a messenger RNA of Funneliformis geosporum, 357 nucleotides long. The record is from the annotation of a GenBank genome assembly. Lineage: Eukaryota; Fungi; Glomeromycota; Glomeromycetes; Glomerales; Glomeraceae.